Molecule: messenger RNA, 369 nt
Organism: Trichoderma citrinoviride
Lineage: Eukaryota; Fungi; Ascomycota; Sordariomycetes; Hypocreales; Hypocreaceae
Exons: 2
Coding region: 1-369 (122 amino acids)
Source: RefSeq, a predicted model, not a curated record
AUGGAUCGAGACACUCCUCGCCCUCUCCCAUACCCCCAAGCUCCUCCACCACCUCACCCACCACCUCCCCCUCCCCCUCCAUACGCGCCUACGCCAGGAGACCAGAUCAACCAGCUCUACGAAGAGCUCAUGCUCAUACACGCCUCCGUCGCCACCAUCUAUGAGAACAUGGUCUCCCUCGACACAGCCCUUGAAUAUCAGGGACGACACGAGGUCAUACUCUCAGUGGCCCGCCAGACAGCAACCGUCACCAUGAGCAUCAUCCACAGCAUUUAUCCCAUUUCGUCCACUCAACAUCACUCGACAGGCAGGGGGGGGAUCGGACUUUUUCUUGUCCUGAAGAAAAUGUAUUUGAAAAGUACAACAUAA